GGGAUUGGUUGGCUCUGGGAUCUCCUGCAAACGGGGCAUGUUUGAUAGUUGAGAAAAACAGAAGGUGGUAUGUCAGGCAGCCUAAACAGAAUUGUAGAGAAUCUGCAGAAAUGCAGACUAAUUCCAGAUGCAAUUUACUUUUCAGUAUAAGUGAGAAAAAUGGUAAAGCAAUUUGAACUGCGCAGAACUCUCAGAUGUAAGCCAGAGUCCAACAACCUGCGCAUAGCUUAGCAAAUUGUGUUACUCCAGCUCCUGUGAUUGAUUUAAUCUUUAAGGAAACAUAGCUUAGCCUCCUGAUGUGAACGCAGCCAUUAGUAAAAAAUCCAGCUGAUGGCAAACAAUAUGCUAUGAAGCACAAAAGUUCUCUCUCAGUCUUCAAAGGGUCCUUAUCCUCUUCUCAUGUAGAUGGCCAAGGCUGGCUUCAUCCAUCAUCCACAUCCAGGGGAACCUGAGGUGGCCAAGUGCUUCUUCUGCCUGAUAGAAUUAGAGGGCUGGGAGUCCAAUCAUGAUCCCUGGUUGCAAAACAGGCCGAAGUAUAAUAAACACCUUUGAAAAGGAAGCAGCUCUAACAAGGAAACGUCUUGUGGAUCAUUUCAUGAAUAAAUACCAGUACACAUCAGAAGCGGAGACUUCUGCCGUUUGCAACAAAAGAAAAUUGUGUGCCGGCCAACCAAAAGAAGAGAAUGGAUUGCAGCUGACAGCCUCUUGUGAUGACAAGCACGGACAGAGGUAAAGGCACGUAUCUACCGAAAUGUGAACAAAGGCUUGGCCUGUAAGACGGGCUAAUAUGACAUGAAUGGAAUCUUCCGAUAGCCAUUUAUAUUCCUGAUGCUUUUAUUGUGUUGUAAUGCUUGUUCUGCAUAAAGCCAGAAGGAAGACAGAAAGA
Molecule: messenger RNA, 886 nt
Organism: Thamnophis sirtalis
Lineage: Eukaryota; Metazoa; Chordata; Lepidosauria; Squamata; Natricidae
Source: RefSeq, a predicted model, not a curated record